Messenger RNA from Chironomus riparius, 2257 nucleotides. The record is from the annotation of a GenBank genome assembly. Lineage: Eukaryota; Metazoa; Arthropoda; Insecta; Diptera; Chironomidae.
AAUUAAGGAAUAAGGAUAAAUAAAGGAUUAAGCGAUACACAAUCUUCUGGAUUGUAAUAAAAAAAAAUCAUGGAUACUUAUGUGAAUCAAUAAAAGGAGAUAAAGAAGAAGCAAUGAAAUCAUUGUAACGAAUGUGAUAAAAGUAAUGAUUUGUGAAGCAAAAACAAGUUAAAGAUUGAAAAAGCUAAUUGUCAAUGACUAAUUAUGUGCAUUAGUGUUAAUGGAAUAAAUUUACCAUAAAAGUCUUAGAAUUAAAUAUGAAAAAGUUCAAAAAAAAUAAGCAGUUUUAUCUUAAUUUGCAAGUUGAAUUAAGACAUAAAAAGUUAACAAAAUGAAUGAAACAGAAUGCGAUCAGUUAAUUGAAUCCGUUCAAUGGACGGAACCGAAGAAUCUUAUAUCUUUAGCUAUUCUUGGGUUCAUUGAUAUACUUGUUAUUGUUGGCAACUGCCUCGUUAUUGCUGCAGUUUUUUGUUCUCAUAAACUUAGGAGUGUAACAAAUUUUUUCAUAGUAAGUUUAGCAGUUAGUGACCUUUUAGUAGGAUUAGCUGUACUUCCAUUCUCUUCAACGUGGGAAGUAUUUAAGGUGUGGAUAUUUGGAGAUGUAUGGUGUAAAAUAUGGCUAGCAGUUGAUGUACUAUUAUGUACGGCAUCUAUAUUAAAUUUGUGUGCGAUAUCAUUGGAUCGUUAUGUGGCUGUUACUAGGCCAGUAACAUACCCAAGUAUUAUGUCAACCAAACGAGCAAAAUCACUUAUUGCUGGAUUAUGGGUGCUUUCGUUCGUAAUUUGCUUUCCGCCCCUAGUUGGAUGGAAAAAUCAAAACCAAUUUAUGACUGAUGAGUUCAUUUACCAGCGAGAAAAUUAUACGUUAAUAUCAGCUACAAUUACUCCAUCAACCUUUGUCAAGUGCCAAUGGAAGUGUGAGCUUACUAACGAUGCUGGAUAUGUUGUUUACAGUGCGUUUGGGAGUUUUUAUAUACCCAUGUUAGUUAUGCUGUUUUUCUACUGGCGAAUUUAUCGAGCUGCUAUACGUACCACUCGUGCAAUUAAUCGUGGUUUCCGCACAACAAAAGGAAAAUGUGGAAAAAACAAUCAAUUUGAUGAAGAAAAUGUGACAUUGCGUAUACAUCGUGGCAAUAAAAAUCAGAGGCAAAAUCAAAACUCUGACAUGACAGUAUCAAACUCGAUAACAAAUUUGGAUAGCUUCAAGACAAAUCCAGUAAGUGUCACAUCAAUGACAUCAUUCGAGCGUAAAAAAAGACAUGGAUCACGAUAUAAAGACAAAGUUACUAUUUCCAUAUCAUACCCUUCAACGGACCAUAUAGCUAGUCCAACAAUUUCAACAACUUCGUCAAACCAAGUUUCGAUGAUUUCUUCAUGCUCAAAGGAACCAAUUUCGCUACGUCAAAGCAAUUCAUCUGACUUACCUGAUUCUCAAAAUCUUUUUAAAGAAAAUCUUGAAAAUUUUAGUCCAAAAAAUGAAUUUUCACCUAAUAGUUCAGGAAAAAAAGCGAAACGAACUAUCAGUGGUGCAAAAGUCCAAGUUAGGAAAUUUCGCAUGGAAACAAAAGCAGCAAAAACACUUGCCAUCAUUGUAGGGAUGUUUGUACUUUGCUGGUGUCCUUUUUUUACAUUAUACUUAAUCCGGCCUUUCUGCGACGAUUGCGUGAAUCCAAUACUGUUUUCUGUGUUAUUCUGGCUUGGAUACUGUAAUUCAGCAGUAAAUCCUUUUAUAUAUGCAAUGUUCUCCAAGGACUUUCGUUUUGCAUUUAAACGGGUCAUUUAUAGAUGCCUCUGCUCCAAAAAAUAUCUCGAGGAACACAAAUUUCAUGUUUUGCAUCGAUUUGUUCCAAUUCCUUUUGCUGCCGGGAUAGGUCAACGUAACAAUUUAAAUUUUGAUAUUGCCAGAUGACGUUCAUAUACCACGACAUCAUCACUUAAUUCAAACACAUUGCGAAAUCCCAUCACAGAAAUAUGUCAUCCAAUCGUAAUAACGAAUUUAUCAGCAGCUUGUAAUCAUUCAUCAGUAGCAAAUACUUCACCAGCGUCUCGUAAAGAUUCAUCAACAUCAACAAAUUUAUUUCGUUCUAAAUCUAUGCGAGUUACGACUAACUCAAUUACCAUAUUGUGAAAUGUUUUUUUUUGCUUUGUUUUGCUUGUUACACAAAAACGCAAUUUGGUUAUGUAUGCCAUUUAUAGAAACUAAGCAUUUUAUGUUGAUUCUAACAAUUUACAUAGGAAGAGAAAUUAAGAAGUAAAC